UUAUUAUAGUGUAUGUAUACUGUAUUAGGAUAUUGUGUAUUUCUGUUUGUGUACGCACUAUACUGUUUAGUGCUCACUGCCACACUGCAGUACACUAACACGUAAAAUCGGCAGCAGAUUUCUAAAAUUGUAGGGAGCUCGCUAAAGAUAAAUUGGUUCUAUAAGUUCGACAUGUUAUUUAACAGUUAUACAAUUGUACAGUUUUAAAAUCUUAUUUUCUAUUACAUUAAUAUUUAAAACAGUAAGUCAUUCAUCAUGUCGGGAAAAGACAAAUUGCCAAUAUUUCCAUCUCGUGGUGCUCAAACAAUGAUGAAAGGGCGUCUUAUGGGAGCACAAAAAGGUCAUAGUUUGUUAAAAAAAAAAGCUGAUGCUUUACAAAUGAGAUUUCGUUUGAUUCUUAGUAAAAUUAUUCAGACAAAAACAUUGAUGGGUGAAGUAAUGAAAGAAGCAGCAUUUUCUUUAGCCGAAGCAAAAUUUACUACUGGUGAUUUUAAUCAAGUUGUCUUGCAAAAUGUAACUAAAGCUCAAAUAAAAAUACGCACUAAAAAAGAUAAUGUUGCUGGUGUGACAUUGCCUGUUUUUGAAAGUUACCAGGAUGGUACAGACACUUAUGAAUUAGCGGGUUUAGCUAGAGGAGGUCAACAGUUGGCUAAACUUAAGAAAAAUUAUCAAACUGCAAUUAAACUCUUGGUUGAAUUAGCAUCAUUGCAAACAUCUUUUGUUACUCUGGAUGAUGUUAUUAAAAUAACAAAUAGAAGAGUCAAUGCUAUUGAACAUGUUAUCAUACCCAGAAUUGAAAAAACACUUGCGUACAUUAUUUCUGAGCUUGACGAAUUAGAGCGAGAAGAAUUUUACAGGUUAAAGAAGAUUCAAGAUAAGAAGAAAAUUGCCAAUAAAAAGAAAGAACAACUUAAGAAAGACAUGAAAGAAGCUGAUUAUGGUAACAUGUUGGAUGAAGGAG
This is a messenger RNA of Melanaphis sacchari, 961 nucleotides long. Its product is annotated as V-type proton ATPase subunit D. Gene Ontology annotation, cellular component: proton-transporting V-type ATPase complex. Gene Ontology annotation, molecular function: proton-transporting ATPase activity, rotational mechanism. The record is from RefSeq and is a predicted model, not a curated record. Lineage: Eukaryota; Metazoa; Arthropoda; Insecta; Hemiptera; Aphididae.